UCCCGGCUGAUUCGGCCGUCGCUAGGAGGUUCGGCCCCGGGGCAGGCGGGGGUUUGGCGGCUGCCUGGAGUCUGAGCUCGUCCUUGCUCGGAAAACUCAGUGCUGCUGAGACGUACCUGCAAACUACACGCAGCGUUAGCCUAAAUCGGUUCCUGUCGGAAUUCCGCGUAAGAGUGUCCCUUAAAGGGUGUCUCAGACUGAAGAGCUGCAGAAGAGGGAACCAUGUCAUUAACAGCUGGUUUGAAAACUGAUUAUGAGAGGUUGCUUCUGCACUUUCAGCAAACUGGAAGUGUGCGCUAUGAGGAGUUCUCUGCCAUCUGGCGAGACAUGAAGUUCUCUACUAUCUUUUAUGGAAAAAUGGGCAAAAUUGACAGGAGGACUUUCGCAAGGGAAGCACUAGCUCUGGCAAGUCGAUACUUUUUCCCUCCUUACAGCUUUCAGAUCCGGUUAGGAGGCUUGUACCUUCUUUAUGGACUAUACAAUACACAGCUCUGUCAACCUAAGGAAAAGAUAAGGAUAGCAUUGAAGAAUUGGGAUGAGGUGGUCAGUUGUCAAGAAGAAAUGGUGAAUGCAGAACAUUUUGAUGCUGUGUAUAUUCUGAAAAAACUUCUAAAUGACAAAGCUUUCCAUUUCACAGCAAUGCCAACAUUGCUAACUUACAAUAGAAAGAGGAAAAAAUUGCCCAAUGAUGAUGUUAAUGAGAACUUACGGGAAAAGUCUAAUUUGGUGUCUGAGCUGAUUAGUGCUGAAGCUUUAGAGGAACUAACAAAUGUCCAUGAACAUUAUCAAGCUAUGAAACAUACGAUCUCUGCAAACAAAACACAGCUGGACAAAGCACUAAGCUUAAUUCGAGGGAACUUCGUGUCAGAUCUGAAGAACAUUGCAGUGGAAUUCCAACAGUGGCAAGAGAACAAGAACUUAAACUUAACUGACCAGCCAGGAAUCCCUGUUCCUGAAGAUGAUGAGCCUGAAGCACACAAGGGUUCCAGGCGUGCACAGACCCUAGCAGAGAUAAAGUCAAAAUCAUAUAAUUCCGUAGUCAAGGUCUCAAGAUCUAGGCGGCACCGGCAAGUAAAAACUGAGUCUGAUCAGACAACCGAAAAGAAACCUCCAGAAGUGAGAAAUUCAUCAGUGAAAAAUCGAGCCAACAAGAAAGAAUCUCCACGAUCCAAGAGAAGACGAUGACAAUGAAGACAAUUUUGAAUAGUACAUGUAGAAUGAUUGGGGUCAAACAAUAAUCCCUUCAGCAACUCCAGUGGGGUGGUCAGAAGUAAAGCUAUCUUUGGAACUAAGCAGAUCAAAGUAGCAAUCACAUCACAACAUUACAAUGCUGGUGGUUUGGAUCUAUGUUGCACAUUAAAGUUUUAUAUUUUCUCUGUUGAAAAUGGAUAAAUAUCUUUUUUUUAAUGUUAUUAAAGCAAAGUUUUGAAUUACAUUCAAGUACUGAAUUGUAAGAGAUCCUAGAUUUGUCUUCAAGUCUUGUAAUGUGAAAUUCAUGCAGUUCGCUCCAGUGGUUAAAGAAGGUAGGUUUAGGGAAAAUUGUGCACCCUGCCUCUUUCCCCACCUUAAUGCAAUUAUCACUUGUUCUUCGGAGUAAAACUUUCUGUACUGUGUCCCAACAACUGAUGGACACAGAAGAGUACUGUCAGUUGAACCAAUGUGAUGCCUAAAUUAAACUUGGUUGGAUGGAACAAUUAGUGGAGAAAAAAAUUUAUCUUUUAUCCUUGCCCUUA
Messenger RNA from Mobula hypostoma (lesser devil ray), 1733 nucleotides. It is a transcript of the gene snapc1b, whose product is annotated as small nuclear RNA activating complex, polypeptide 1b. Gene Ontology annotation, cellular component: snRNA-activating protein complex. Gene Ontology annotation, molecular function: sequence-specific DNA binding. Gene Ontology annotation, biological process: snRNA transcription by RNA polymerase II; snRNA transcription by RNA polymerase III. The record is from RefSeq and is a predicted model, not a curated record. The coding region runs from base 223 to 1185 and encodes 320 amino acids. Lineage: Eukaryota; Metazoa; Chordata; Chondrichthyes; Myliobatiformes; Myliobatidae. The transcript is spliced from 10 exons.